Molecule: messenger RNA, 2670 nt
Organism: Thlaspi arvense
Lineage: Eukaryota; Viridiplantae; Streptophyta; Magnoliopsida; Brassicales; Brassicaceae
Source: the annotation of a GenBank genome assembly
AUGUGCCAAAAAUGUCUUCUCCGACCUUCCUUGACGAUGGCACGCCAAUCGUUCAGGCUCUGGAAUCAGUCAUCCUCCAAACGUCUGAGCUCUGGAAAGGGUACAUUGUGGCCCAAUUUCACGGUCUUCUUCCUCCUGCAUCAGUGGUACCAUGACCUUAAUCCAAUUUGGGGAAAAUUUGGCUCAAUUUUGAUGCGAAAAAUUUUGGAUUUUGCUUGUAUGAUUUUCAUCCCCUCUGUUCAAACAAGGGAAUGGAUCUUGGAAAUGGGUUUCUGGAAUGCGGGUCAUUGCUCCUUCACCAUCUCGUCGUGGACUCUAGAUGCUCCCACAUGGGCAAUUCUCAAUAACGUCCCUUCUAUGCUCUAUUCUCUGGAUGGUAUAAGUGUGAUUGCGAGUGCAGUUGAGGAGUAUCUCCACACGGAAAACUCUCUCCUGGAUGACGUCAAUAUUGGAGAGACGAAGGUUAAUGUAGAAAUAAUGCUCCAGAGCUCUCCCCCUGAAACUAUUAUUAUCAGAGACUCUCAAGGUUUCGGUCUCGUAUCCUCGUCUCCCUCCGAAUGUCUGAACUGUGAAAGAUUUGGUCAUUUGAUGAAUCAAUGUCAGAAACCUCUAUCUAAGAAGAAGCCUGGCUUUAUUGUCCCCCUGUUUCCAAGCCGUAAUAAACCUUUGGUAGGCGGUAUUUUAGAAACUCGAGUAAAAGAAGAUAAUGCUGUGGGUAUCUUGAGAAAUGCUCUUCCUGGUUGGCGGUGGGAUAAUAACUAUGGGUUCUAUGAUAUUGGCCGUAUGUGGGUUGUUUGGGAUCCCUCGUUUUUAAUCAUGGUGUGUGGGGUGUUUAAUCCCUCUUCGAUCAUCUCGUUGACGGUGGCAUUUGUGUAUGCAUAUAAUACCAAGGUUCAGCGCAUAGUCUUAUGGGAGGAGAUCACAGAAGUAUCGCAGAAUCCUCUUGUUGAGGACUCCCCGUUGUUUAUGGUAGGAGACUUCAAUCAAAUCUUGUCGGCUAGUGAGCACUACUCGAUAAUCCCUUACCAUCUUCUGUUGACGGGGGAUCCCAUCCUGCGUAAGUUGGACAGGGCUCUUGUGAAUGAUGAUUUAAUCUGUCUAGACUCGGAAAGAGAAAGGAGCAAGAAGGGUUUCAAGUACUUCUCUUUUACCUCUUUUCAUUGUAACUUUAUCUCUAAACUGUCUGAAGCAUGGAAUUCCCCAAGUAUUGUGGAUUCAAGUCUGUUUAUGCUUGAUCUAAGAUUGAAGGAAGCUAAGUCUUGCUGCAAAGAGCUAAAUAGUGAGGGCUUCGGAAACAUCCAACAAAGAAUAAAAGAAGCCCUUUUGAACCUUGACGAAUGCUUCUCAGCUCUCCUUCGGAUUUGCUGGAUAGAGAAGAGGCUGAGGCAAGAAGAAAAUGGAGGUUUUUUGCCGAUGCUCAGGAGAUCUUUUAUCAUUAUGGUGCUAGCGCAUCAAGCCAGGAAUGCUAUUACUUAUUUAAGAACUUCAGAUAGGGUGAGAAUUGAUGGUAAGGAUCAAAUCAAAAAUAUGCUUAUUUCCUUCUUCACGAACCUGUUGGGUACGGAGAGCUCAGCUAAUCCUUACUCAAGGAUACUUAAAUUGGUAAUCCCGCAAGCUGUUCAGAAUAACCAAGUGGGUUUUGUAAAAGCAAGAUUGCUGUGUGAGAAUGGUCUUGCGGUGAAUCGUAAUAAAUCAGUUGUUUUCUUUGAUGGUGGAGAUAUUGAAGCGACUGCUGGAAUAGCUGAAAGGUUGGGGCUGAAACAAGGGUCCUUUCCGGUUCGUUAUCUAGGGGUUCCCUUAACGUCGAGGAAGUUGAGGAAGCGGGAUUAUCAGUCUUUGCUAACUAGUUUUCAUCUUGGACAGUUCGUCACCUCUCCUUUGCUGGACAUCUUCAACUGCUUCAGCCAGUUAUUUACUCUACUAUUUCAUUCUGGGCCUCUAUCUUUCUCUUGCCUAACCAAUGAGAGUGGAGGACUCGGUCUUAGGAGACUCGAGGCGUGGAACAAGGUUCUCGGUCUCAAACUGAUUUGGCUUAUAUUUACUGAUAUGUGGUCUCUGUGGGUAUCCUGGGUGCAACACAAUCUGAUUGAAGUUUCUAAUUUUUGGAGCUUGGAUGUUGGUAACUCGGGAAGCUGGAUUUGGAAGAGUUUAUGCAAGCUUCGACCUCUAGCUCAUCCCUUUGUCAUUUAUGAAGUGGGUUCGAAUCUCAGGGCUCCAGAUUCAGGCAGUGGUUUCUCAAGCUAUUCAGCAUCAACAAUGUGUCUUCCACCAGCGGCAGCAAUCACCGAAUCAGAGGUAGAUGAUAUUUUUCAAUGGAAGACGGGUCUCAAUACUAUGCCGUCUUCUUCAUUCUCGAGCUCACUCACAUGGAUGGCUCUUCAUCCUCAAGGGCCACAAGUUGCGUGGCAUCCAGCUAUAUGGUUCAAAGGGGGGCUCCCGAAACACGCUUUCCUCUCAUGGGUUACUGCUAGGAAUCGUCUCCCUACAAGGGACAGGCUGCGAGGUUGGGGUCUUCCGGUUCUGUCAACUUGCCUUCUCAGGGCUCCCGAUUCAGGCGGUGGUUUCUCAAGCUAUUCAGCAUCAACAAUGGUGGAUUCAAGCCUCUCGCAGCAGGGAUUCUAUUUUUCUGCUUUUGAAAUAGUGUCUUCCACCAGCGGCAGCAAUCACUGA